AUGGCGAAACGAGCGUUGCAGAACGACCAGAUAGUCAAGCUCAUUGUCGGAGCCGGACAGGCUUCGCCAUCACCACCAGUCGGGCCAGCCCUCGGCAGCAAAGGCGUCAAGUCAAUGGACUUCUGCAAAGAGUUCAACGCGCGAACAGCCAACUACGUGACAGGCACACCCAUACCUGCCAGAGUGACAGUGCGGCCGGACAGGAGUUUCUCAUUUGAAUUACGGACACCACCAACGGCAUCCCUUUUACUUGCCGCUGCUGGCGUUCAGGCCACAAAGAACAAGCUACGUGGCGCUGGGAACGUCGCAGGACCGAAGUCAAAUGCAGGUCUGGCAGGCAGAGGCAAGCAAUCAACGCAGACGGGAGUGGCAGCUCCGGGAAACAGUGGACGGGGCACUGUAGGCUCAGUGAGCUUGAAGCAGGUCUGGGAGAUCGCGAAGAUUAAGGCGAGCGAGACGAGGUUAAGCGGCGUGCCAAUGGAGGGCAUGGUGAAGAGCGUCAUCGCGCAGGCAGCGAGCAUUGGUGUCGUGGUAUUGCCAUGA
Molecule: messenger RNA, 543 nt
Organism: Baudoinia panamericana UAMH 10762
Lineage: Eukaryota; Fungi; Ascomycota; Dothideomycetes; Mycosphaerellales; Teratosphaeriaceae
Exons: 2
Coding region: 1-543 (180 amino acids)
Biological process (GO): translation
Cellular component (GO): mitochondrial large ribosomal subunit; ribosome
Molecular function (GO): large ribosomal subunit rRNA binding; structural constituent of ribosome
Source: RefSeq, a predicted model, not a curated record